GCUCGUCUGCGCUUUGCCGCCGUCCAGACCGCAUCGCAGCUCGCCCUCGACCAGACCGCACCCGUCGCACACCACAGCCUCCCGUCCGCCGCCAUCAUCCCUCCACAGCCAUGCUCUUCACCAUCAAGACGCUGCUGCAGAAAAAGUUCACCGUCGAGGUCGACCCGAGUCUCUCGGUCCUCGCCUUGAAGGAGGCGAUCGAGAAGGCCGAGGGCUCCUCCGCCGCCUCGCAGAAGCUCAUCUUUGCCGGCAAGAUUCUCGCCGACGACAAGCCCAUCGCUGAAUACAACAUCCAGGAAACGGAUUUCAUCGUGGUCAUGGUCACAAAGCCCAAGGCCACCACAUCGUCCGCAGCCGCGGCUCCAGCACCAGCCCCUGUGCCACGCCCUGACGCAGCCCCGGCCCCGGCUCCAGCUGCAGUUCCAGCUGUAGUCCCUGCUCCUGCUCCUGCUCCUGCCUCGGCUCCUGCUUCGGCUCCUGCUUCGGCUCCUGCUCCGGCCCCAGGUCCUGUCCCGGCUCCUGCGCCCCAGGCCGCCGCUGGCGCUGCACCUACAGACGCCGCCGUUGCUGCCUUUGAUGCCUCUACCCUCGCCACUGGAACUGCCUACAAUGCCGCCGUCAACAACCUCAUCGAAAUGGGCUUUGAACGGACUCAGGUCCUGGCAGCCAUGCGAGCCGCCUUCAACAACCCCGACCGUGCUGCAGAGUAUCUGAUGACUGGUAUCCCCGAUUCAGUUGCCCGCGAAAUGAAUGCUCCUCCGCCUACACCCGCUGCCUCUGCUCCUCCCGCUGCAGGCGCCACAGCCCCAACGGCUCCGACAGCUUCGGCGCCUUCGGCGACUCCUACGACUGCUGCCGCCACAACCGUUGCUGCCGCUGCUGCCGGUACUGCUCCAGCAUCAGAUGCCCCUGUCAACCUCUUCGAGGCUGCUGCCCAACAUGCCCGCAGCCAGCAGACCGCAGCCGCUACGUCAGACAGCAACUCGCUGGCUUUCCUGCGCAACUCCCCCCAGUUCCAACAGCUUCGCCAGAUGAUCCACGCCCAGCCGGAGCUCCUGCAGCCCAUCCUGCAUCAGCUCACGCAGUCGAACCCACAGCUCGUUCAGGCGAUCUCGCAGAACAUGGAUGGAUUCCUGCAGCUGCUCCAGGAGGGUGCCGACGACGACGCAAUGGACACUGGCGCUGAGGGUGGCCCUGGUCCUCAGUAUAUCCAAAUCACUCAGGAAGAGUCCGAUGCCAUCGACCGGCUCACUGCUCUCGGAUUUGAUCGGGCCCUUGCCGUGGAAGCCUACUUUGCCUGUGACAAGAACGAAGAGCUGGCGGCCAAUUACCUCUUUGACAUGAGCAACCAUGCCGAUUGGCAGUAAUGUGAAUCGGAUGGGGCUCUGGCUGCCGGUCUCCUCUCGCGCUUCAUCGCCGCAUCCGCCCCUUGCCAACACUCCCAGCCGAGUGCCGCAUUCGAGCGACUGAACUCAUGGAUAUGUGCGCGCCAGCCGGACGUUCCCUGUCAAAAAUGAGUCCGUGUGGCUGAGCGAAUAUGAAUUUGUGUGAAUAUAGUCUUUGGUGGUAUCUGCAGUAUAUGAGGGUCUGUCUCGGCACCGAUACAUAUCGAUCGGGCCACUCCAAGCGACAUCGCUGAGCGCGAGGGCACGAUUGGGUU
Polychytrium aggregatum is the source of this 1660-nucleotide messenger RNA. RefSeq names its product UV excision repair protein RAD23. Gene Ontology annotation, biological process: proteasome-mediated ubiquitin-dependent protein catabolic process; nucleotide-excision repair. The transcript has 8 exons. Gene Ontology annotation, molecular function: polyubiquitin modification-dependent protein binding; ubiquitin binding; damaged DNA binding. The record is from RefSeq and is a predicted model, not a curated record. NCBI's taxonomy places the organism in Eukaryota, Fungi, Chytridiomycota, Chytridiomycetes, Polychytriales. Bases 111 to 1367 code for a protein of 418 amino acids. Gene Ontology annotation, cellular component: nucleoplasm; cytosol.